AUGAAUAAAAUCUACGAAGAACUUUUUGGAUCAUCUUUGUCAGACAUGGACAGUCCAAAGAAAAUAAUAAAAGUUCAAAAGGAUAUCAACAAUAACGUUGAGGAAUCAAAGAACAGCAAAUAUUCUAAAAGCUCAACAAAAGUUAAAUCUGAAGUUGAGAAGAAGAGUUUCAGUAAACGAAAGAAUGAAGACAAUUUGGUUAAAGAGAAGACAAAGAAAGCUAAAAUUGAUGACAACUGUUUAAAAAAGACAGAAUCAAAAGCUAAACAAGACAAAGUCCCAAAAGACAAGACUUCUUCAACUAAACAUCAGACAUCAAAAAGUACAAAGCACAGUGAGAAAGUAAACUCAGAAGACAAGCCAAAGAAUGAAAAUUCACACAAAUCAACCGAAAAGGUCGUGAAAGAAUCAUCUCGAAAUAACGAAGCUAUUGAAAAGCAAAAGACAACCGUUAAAGACAAGGCAGAGAAACUCGUUACGAAAGAUGAAAAAUCGAAGAGUCAAAAGACAGAAAAGAAAUCGACCAAAGAUUCAAAAUCAAGUAGAACAGAAUCAGAGCAAAAACAAAAGUCAAGCUCAAAAAGUAGCAAAGAUACAGACAAGAACAAAAAGGUUGGAAGCAAAUGUAUCAAAGAAUCAACUGUGGAAGACAAACUUAAACCAGUGGAUAACAAAACUAAAUCAGCUAAAGCCGUUGACAACACAAAAACAGAAAAUGAGGAACAUCCGAAAAUUUAUGGAGGCAAGCUUCAAAACUUCAAUAAAAUGUACAACUCAAUGAAGAGCAACGAAGAGUUCUCAUCUGAUGAGAGUUCAGAUGAAGAGUCAACUUCAGAAGAAGUCAAGAACAACGUCAUUCAGCCAAAACCUAAAGUCAUCGUCCCAGUACCUGAAAGAAUUGAAUCGUCGACCACAAAACCGCUUUUUGGUCUACCUCGAAGAAUUGAAGACAGCAGCUUAAUUGAAGAUAAGGAACUAGAUGAGAGAUUAAUAAGACUUUAUGGAAACUUCCAGACAUCAACUUCGUUCCUUCAUGUAUCUCAGCCAACUGAAAGGAAGCCUCAACAAGUGAUAAAUCCAAAACAAAUUGGGAAUAUCCAAGCAGACUUCAAAGUUCCACAACCAGCUACAACUAGACUUCCAAAGAGAAAGUUUGAAGAGAUUCCAGCAAUUAGAACAGAACCGAAACCAUUUUCAGUUACAAAACCAGAAAGCUACAGUUUCAACAGGCAAAAUCCAAAGGCAUUUGGUGCAUCACAGAAGACAGCAAAAGGAGGCAUUGAAGUAUCUAAUACAACAACUCUAAACCCAAAGAAGGAAUCAAUCCCACAAAAUGCAUUCCAAAGACGAAUGAUGAACGCGAACUCAAUCAAAUCGUCCAUCCAAAGAUGCAACAAAGUCAAAGUUCCACAAAAAGAUACAUCACCAGCCCAGCCAGCACUUAAAAAAUUCAGAGACAUCGAGUCAGAAAACAUUUGGGCAAAAUUAGACGAAUUUUACAAAAUUCCCGAAUUAGUCCAGCCAAUCGAUGGACUAUUGACGAAAAUUGACAAAUUCUACAGCGUUCCAGAGUUGCUGAAGCCAAUCGAUGAUCAGUUUGUGAAGAUUGCCGAAUUCUACAGAAUUCCAGAGUUGGUACAGCCAAUUGAUGAUCAAAUUGUGAAGAUUGACGAAUUCCACAGAAUUCCAGAGUUGGUGCAGCCAAUUGAUGGAUUUUCAACUGAAUACAAAAAGAAGGCAGACAAGAAGAUCCAAAAGAUAGGACAUGCCACAAGAUUUGCUAAAGUAAAGACACCAGCUAAAGUAAAGACACCAGCUAAAGUGAAGACACCAGCUAGAGUAAAGACACCAGCUAAAGUGAAGACACCAGCUAAAGUAAAGACACCAGCUGAAGUAAAGACACCAGCUGAACCAGUUGUUAAUAAUGUCGUUAAUCCAGUAGUAAAAACAGCAACCAACUUAGUCAAUGACAUAGCAAAAUUCACCAUCAAUGAGAUUCUCAACUUUAAAUCAUUCAAGUCUUUAUUCAACAAAGUCUACGACACCCUUGAACUUGAGAACAUCGCACUCUUAAAUUUCCUCAUAAAUCAACGAGACGUCGAUGAACACAAUGCAAAAUAUGAAGUCGGUCAGGUGUCAUAUCGUCGUGCAGUUUGUGAAUACUCAGACAUGUCUACAGACGACAUGAACAAGUAUGUCAAUAAGUUUCACAUGCCUAUAAUGAAGAGAAACAGGAGAAAGAAAAAAGUGAAAAUUGUGAAUGAAGAAAAUGCGGGAAAUGAAGUUGAGGAAGUGGAAGUUGAAGGUUUUAAUGAUGUGGAGGAAGCUGAGGAGUAUGGCGGGGUUGUUGGUCCAAUCUUAAACUUAUUCGGAGGAUUGAAGACAAAAAAGACGCAGAAAGAUGCAGAAAGAGUUGUUCCUGUAUUGAAGGAAGAUAAAUCAACCGUCGGUACAAAAAAUAGAUUAAAGGUUGACAGAACAAGGCCGAAAAAGAAGCCUGUUGAUGAAGAUACUGACCCAGCAACAGAAUCCGGUGUUGAAGACAUUUAUCCUGAUAAAACAGCUUACCAAGAAGACUAUACAGCACCUGAAGACAAUCUAGACUAUCUAGACGACUACCAAAGACCAAACCUUCCAGUUGCUAAUGAUCUUAUAAAGUACUUAUCAAUCCACACCCCAAGCGACCUCCUCAACUACGUAACUGAUGGAUUUAACACAAAAGUUCUAAACCAAGGACUUUGCGGAUCAUGUUGGAGUUUCUCAGCUGCUGCAGCAAUUGAAGCUGCAUGGUUCAUUAAAACAGGUGAAAUUGUCAAAUUAUCAGAGCAGCAACUGAUUGACUGCAAUAGAAACAAAGACAAUGAAGGCUGUGAAGGUGGAAAUAUGGCAAAUGCAUUUACUUAUGUCCAAAAUAAUGGCGGGAUUUCGUUAAGUUCACGAUAUCCAUAUAAAGGAAAUGACACUUAUAGAUGCAAGUUUGUGUCACCGGACGUAGAAGUUAUAGAUCAUCAACUUUUGGAUCCUGGCGAUGAAGAUUUGCUACUUGAAAUGUUAAUUGAGCAUGGACCAAUUGCUGUUGCUAUUGAUGCAAGCUUAAAGUCUUUUCAGACUUACAAAUCUGGAGUUUAUUAUGAUCCAAAGUGUACUGAUAAAGUUAAUCAUGCGAUGCUGCUUGUUGGCAAUAAAAUGUUAAAGGAGCUUUUUGGAAGAUUUUGCUUUUGCUAUGACUUGACCAAAGGAAAUCUCAUAUUUGCCUGGAUUCAGUUGCUGUCAAGUAUAUCAUUUGCAGUGCUUAUGAUUGUACUUUUAUUGGGACAUAAAACAAUUUUUCUGGAAGUGGAUUUGAUUACUUUUAAGAUUAUUUGCUUCCUGUUCCUUGGUAUGUGCAUGAUUAUUGGGAAUAUUUGCUUUCACUUCAUUCACGGCACAUUGACGCAAAAUGCGAGGAUAAUGACACCAUACUUAAUCUUUGGAAUCUUUGAAAUUGUUUUUAUUGCUGCUCUCGGCAUCUUGGCGCCAUUGUUGUUCAUCAUUGUUGGAUUUUUGGUGUACUUUUACAUCUGUGCGUACGCUUUGUACAUCAAUGUUUCGGAAAAUCAAGAAACUGUGAUUUAUAAGCAGGAACCGGCCAAGAAAGGUGUCUCGUUUAAGGAAAUUUAAGAAAUUUUUUGAUGUUGUGCUGCU
This is a messenger RNA of Chironomus riparius, 3684 nucleotides long. NCBI's taxonomy places the organism in Eukaryota, Metazoa, Arthropoda, Insecta, Diptera, Chironomidae. The record is from the annotation of a GenBank genome assembly.